AUGGACAUCGCUACCGUGUUAGAGCACAUCGGCGAUUUCGGCAAGUAUCAGCUGUACGUCCAACUGCUCACGUGUCUGCCACCGGCCCUCUGCGGUGCCCAUCAGCUUGCGCACGUAUUUCUGGCGGCGACGCCGGAACACAGGUGUUACAUUGAAGGAUGUGACAACAAUAAGACAAGAUUCCACGAACCUUGGGCAAGUUUUGCGAUACCGGAAGGGUCCCCAAGCGAUGUGCAGUGCUUCAAGCACUCCCGAGUCAGCCCGACCAAUAGCACCUGCCUUGCUGCAGACUUCUCCAACAUAUCGCGAGAGUGUGAUCGAUGGAUCUACGCCACGACGGAGUUUGAAGAGACGAUAGUGACCGAGUUCAACGUAGUUUGCAAGGAUGAGUGGCUAGUCAGCUUUUCCCAGUCACUGUUUAUGUUGGGAGUCAUGGUCUCCGCCGUGGUGUUUGGACACAUAUCAGAUCGGUACGGCCGAAGAAUCUCUUUCCUAGUCGUUCCUCCCAUCUUCCUCAUAUCCGCAUGGGCCACCGUGUUCACCAGUAGUUACGCUGCAUUCACGUCAGCUCGCUUCAUCACUGCCAUCGCCUCAAGCGCCCUGUUUCAGACGUCUUUCGUCUUGGCGAUUGAACUGAUUGGUCCAUCCCAUCGGCUUUUAAGCAUGCUGAUUUACCAGAUGGCAUUCCCGCUGGGAGAGUGCUUCCUUGCCAUAUCGGCAUACUACCUACGCACCUGGAGGACUCUGGAGAUUGCACUAUCCAUUCCAGUCUUUCUGCUCCUGCCCUACUACUGGCUCCUUCCAGAGAGCUUUGCAUGGUGCCUGUAUAACAGCAAGCAUACACAGGCUCUAGAUAUCAUAAAUAAGGCGGCCAGAUGGAAUGGGAAACCUCCAGUACCAGACAUGUUGUACAGCCACGGCUGCAAAGAAGGGUGCGAGCAGUCCUGCGGCCGGGCUUGCCGUCGCAUCUCUCAGGAGAGCUCCUCUUCGUCUUUGAACAACCUGUUCAAGUCGUCUUGCCUUUGUUGUCGAACCCUCAACGUGAGCUUCAACUGGCUGGUGAAUGCGAUGGUUUACUACGGGCUGAGUCUCAGCGCUGAAGAUUUGGCAGGGAGCACUUACAAAAAUUUCAUCUUCCUGGCACUCAUUGAGUUUCCUGGCGUCGUCCUGUCCGUGCUGGCACUGCGCUUUUUUGGCCGUCGCUACGUCCUCUCCUUCUACCUCAUUGUUGCCGGGAUUUUCUGCGCCAUCGUCCCCAUUGUUCCCGACGAUAUACAGUGGCUGACCACGACCUUGGUGAUUAUAGGAAAAUGCAGCAUCACUGCUUCGUUUGCGGUCAUCUAUCUCUACUCUGCCGAAGUGUUUCCAACAUCGCACCGCAACACUGGCAUCGGCAUUGGGAGCAUGAGUGCACGUCUGGGCACAAUUGCAGCACCAUUUGUAGCAUCAGACCUCGGAAGGCUGCACCCCAUCAUGCCCAUGAUUGUCUUUGGGAGCAUGUCUCUGCUGGCUGGCGUCCUCACCCUCACACUACCAGAGACAAGGGGCCAGAGGUUGCCACAAACAAUAGAGGAAGCGGAGAGCCUUGGAACACCUGCUUACACAAGCAUGGAAGAAGAAAGGGCCUGCCUCAUCAGCGGCUCUUCCAGCUACGAGGGAUGAUGCCUUCAUCGCCCAUUGUUCUAUAGACAUAUCUCAAUCCUUUUUUCCCCUCAAAACCGCUAGUUGCCGUUUUGUUUCAAAGGAGAGAUCUCUCGUACGCUUUACUUCAUUUAAUAGCCACUUAUAUUGACAAAUGGAGUUCCCACAAAAGAACCACUUUGCUACAAUCUUAUUUUUUUGUCAUAUUGGGAUUAUUUUUUCCAUGUCUCCAUACUCUUUAUAUUGUCUCAUUCAACGACAGUCAUACUGCGACUAACCCAU
Messenger RNA from Ixodes scapularis (black-legged tick), 1923 nucleotides. Its product is annotated as organic cation transporter protein. Gene Ontology annotation, molecular function: transmembrane transporter activity. Gene Ontology annotation, cellular component: membrane. NCBI's taxonomy places the organism in Eukaryota, Metazoa, Arthropoda, Arachnida, Ixodida, Ixodidae. Gene Ontology annotation, biological process: transmembrane transport. The coding region runs from base 1 to 1662 and encodes 553 amino acids. The transcript is spliced from 11 exons. The record is from RefSeq and is a predicted model, not a curated record.